This is a messenger RNA of Xyrauchen texanus (razorback sucker), 3316 nucleotides long. RefSeq names its product B-cell receptor-associated protein 29-like. The record is from RefSeq and is a predicted model, not a curated record. Bases 116 to 838 code for a protein of 240 amino acids. The transcript has 8 exons. Lineage: Eukaryota; Metazoa; Chordata; Actinopteri; Cypriniformes; Catostomidae. Gene Ontology annotation, biological process: intracellular protein transport; endoplasmic reticulum to Golgi vesicle-mediated transport. Gene Ontology annotation, cellular component: endoplasmic reticulum membrane; endoplasmic reticulum.
AAGUCAUCGGAGAGCGCGAACAGUAGAGUGCCCAUCCGCAGUUUUGUGUGAAGUUUUUACUUCUGGGUCGAUCGUCCUAAAAUACACAGUAGCUUAUCAUCAGACCUGACAGAAGAUGACAUUGCAGUGGACUGCAGUUGCAUCUUUCCUGUAUGUGGAGAUCGGCAUUCUUGUUAUCUUCUGCCUGCCGUUUAUCUCUGCUCAAAGAUGGCAUAGUAUUUUCAAAUGGAGCAUCUGGAACCAUCUUUCCCAGUUCAGGAACAAGGGAUUCCUCACCAUGAUAAUAAUCCUCAUUGUUCUGUUUCUUGAUGCCCUUCGGGAGGUGAGGAAGUAUUCUAGUGCUGACCAGACCAAAGAUGCCAAGCUGCACCCAAACAUGUUUGAUCACAUGCACAUGAAGCUGUUUCGAGCACAGAGGAACCUCUACAUAUCUGGCUUCUCACUUUUUCUGUGGCUUGUGAUGAGGAGAGUUGUCACUCUGAUUAACCAGUUGGCCGUUGCCACCAGCACCAGUGCCGCACUGCAGACUCAAACUGAAGGCGCAAACCAAGCUGCCAAGAAAUACAUGGAGGACAAUGAGCUUCUCAAACAGGCUCUUACAGAUGCUAAAGGAGGAGGAAAGAUUGACAACUCUGAAGAGAUUAAACGACUGAAGAAAGAGGUGCAACGACAGACAGAAGAACUGAAGAGCAGCAAAGAUGCCCUGAACAUUUCCAAGUCAAAUUUAGAUACCAUGAAGAAACAAACAGAAGGACUCACCAAAGAAUAUGAUCGCCUGCUUCAAGAGCACCAAGAGCUUCAGAAUCAGUUGGAUAGCAAAGAUAAAAAAGAUAUCUAGCAGAACCGAAACAUCGAACAUCGGAAAGCUGUAAGAACGUCUUCCUCCUACAUGAACUCACCUGGUAGCACUCGUAUGAAAUGAAAACGGAGUUCUCAGGUCUGAACCAUUGAUGACAUCACAUCCUGUCCGGUUACCUGCUCACAACACAUUUGAAGUAGAAGUUUGGCUACAAUCAAUAUUUUUCCUUUUCUAUGGUUAUGAUAGUUGUGAAUGCUUUAAGCGAUGCAGUACUGUAUUUCAGUCAAAUUUGUUAACACCAAUCGGAAGUCUGGUAAUACAGUAGCUACAUAAAAUUGUUGGAACCGCACAGUAGUGUAAUGAAUGUGUUAACAGGAGAGCCAAAGCCAUAGAGUGAUGCUUGUGUGUUGCGUUGAUGUGUCAUUUUCCCUCUCUCGCGAUUCUCUCCCAUAGAAUUAAACAAACUUGCUAACAUGAUUUCAAGAAGGCUGUAGUAGCCUUACAUUAAAAAAAUAAAUGUCAACCAUAUUUCCAUUCAAAAUUGACAUAAAAAUGUCACAUUUCCAAAGAUUUACAUCUGCAAUGUGCACGAGUCCAUCAGGCUGCGUUAGGAACCGUAUUUGAGAUCACAUACAUUACAGGCUACAUUAGUUAUUUUUAGGAACUUUAAUUAAGAUGAGUAGAACGGUAUACAAAUAAACAACAGGUAACAGAUAAACACAUCGUAAUGAGACAAUUUCUGGGCUGUUAAACAGUGUGAUAGCCAGCUGUUAACUUUGUUUGUUCUCAAAACUGAAGAGGUAUGUAACUUACACCUGAGUUUGUAUACCAUUAGUUGUUAGACAAAUGCUGACACCAGACCUGAAGUUUUUGCCACCAUUAAAGGUAUCAUUUAUAUAAUACAUGAGAAUAUAUAUAUAUAUAUAUAUAUAUAUAUAUAUAUAUAUAUAUAUAUAUAUAUAUAUAUAUAUAUUAAAGUCCAUUUGAGGUAGCUCUGUUUCUGUGCUAGUGAUUCCUAAACUUCUACCAGAGAACAAUGUUGGGUGAAUCUCACAAAACCCGUCAAGAUCAGGGACAUAACAAAUCAUAUUUUGCAUUUUAACUUCGUUUUCAUGACAAUUAAGCUCAAUUAUCCUAAUUGUUAGAUUUUAGAAGAAUAGGGUCGAUAGGUAAUCACAAUCCAAGUCAACAGGUUUCAAAAAGCACAAAAAGGCUGCAAAAAAGUAAUCCAUAUGACUCCAGUGUUUAAAUCCACAUCUUCUGAGGUGAUAUGAUAGGUGUGGGUAGAAAUGGAUAACUAGAUAGCGUUUUUAUCUCCUAAGAAUUCUUUUAUUAGAGAUUUGCAUACUUUGCGCAUAUCUCCACCUACUGGGCAGGGAGGAGAAUUUAUAGUAAAAAGGGACGUGAAUAUUGAUCUGUUUCUCACCCACACCUAUCAUAUCACUUCUGAAGAUAUGGAUUAAACAACUGGAGUCAUAUGAAUUACUUUUAUGCUGCCUUUAUGUGCUUCUUUUGAGCUUCAACUUUUUGGACACCGUUGACUUGCAUUGCAUUGACCUACAGAGCUGAGAUUCUUCUCAAAAUAUGUGUGUUCAGCAGAAGAAAGUCAGUCAUACACAUCUGGGAUGGCAUGAGGGUGACUAAAUUAUGAGAGAAUUUUCAUUUUUGGGUGAACUGUUCCUUUAAAGGUCCAAAAAUAGACUUAAUUUUCUUUGGGCAAAAUAUUAUACUUUUUAUUUUACUUGUGAUUUGAAGUUGAAAUGUGAUCUGGACUUGUUCUUUGUGAGGUUCACUUUGUUACUGGUUAAAACUGGAUAUUUGAUUUUACUGUUCCACCAUUGAAAAAGCCUAGUCGCAGUCAAGCAACCAAUAUUUAGCAAAUAGAAACAAAUUUAAUUCAGAUUUUAAAAGACUGUGAAGUUGUUCUGUGCUGCGAGAGAGAAAAACCAAAUGUCUGCUAAAUCUUUUGAAGGAUUGUUUUACAUUUAUCCUACUAAGAAUGAGCCGUAAGCCACUAUGUGGGUGUUCUUCAAAACCAAUCUGUAUGAACUGUUUCAAUACAUUGAUCUAUUUACAAUGCACAUGGCUUCCGCACCCUUUUCCUCUGCCUCGACUGUCUUUCAGACUCCAUGGAAAACUGACUUUCAGAUAUUGACCUAUCUAUUCCAUAUACUGAGUGGCACUUCAGAGGGAGAGGGGAAAUGCAUGAGAAUUCAUAAGAUCUUAGUUGUCAUAUCUAUGCAAUUUUUCAAAUAUUUUAUAGAUUGUAUGAUUGGGUGAUUCCUGACUUAUAGCUUACUAGAACAGGAAAUGGCAGCUUUGAAAUGUCUUAAGAAGGACUGUUUAUGUCUUUGUUAAAUUGUUACCUUUUUGUCAAAGAAUAUAUAGUUAUUUUAAUUAUCUCAUAAUUUUAAAAAUCCUAAGUGCCUCAGAUGAGUUGUUUGUUUUGCUGUGAUUGUGUUUGCCAUUUGGAUUUCACGAUUAAAACGAAAAAGUACUGAUUGUGGCUCUUUCUUG